GCAGACCGAGUCGAAGCCGCCGCCGCGGAGGAGGGAGAAGCAGCAGCGCCGCCGCCGCCGCCGACCCGAGAGCAGCCCCAGCACCAGCACCGCCGGCUCCUCUUCCUUCUCCUCCUCCUCCUCCUCCCUCCUUCUUCUUCUUCUUCGCCGACACAACCAUGGCCUCCGGCGUAGCUGUCUCGGAUGGAGUCAUCAAGAUCUUCAAUGACAUGAAGGUGCGCAAAGCUUCCACUCUAGAGGAAGUGAAGAAGCGCAAGAAGGCUGUGCUCUUCUGUCUGAGUGAGGACAAGAAGAACAUUAUCCUGGAGGAAGGGAAGGAGAUUCUGGUGGGCGACGUGGGGGACACCAUCGACGACCCCUACCUGCACUUCGUCAAGAUGCUGCCCGACCGUGACUGCCGCUAUGCCCUCUACGACGCCACCUACGAGACCAAGGAGAGCAAAAAGGAGGACCUUGUCUUCUUCUUCUGGGCGCCUGAGAGUGCCCCCCUGAAGAGCAAGAUGAUCUAUGCUAGUUCUAAGGAUGCCAUCAAGAAGAAAUUUACAGGGAUCAAGCACGAGGUGCAAGCGAACUGCUACGAGGAAGUGAAGGACCGCUGUACCCUGGCGGAGAAACUGGGCGGCAGCUGCGUCAUCAGCCUGGAGGGCAAGCCCUUGUGAGCGCCUCCCCCUCCCCUGCCGUGCCAGCGUCUCCAGAGCUUCCAUGUUAACGGCCCUGUGCUACCGUUUUGGGGUUUUGGUGGGCGGGAUGGGUUUUCUCCCCUUUUUAGUUACGUUCCAGUCUCUUCUGCCUUCUCACCUUUUUAUCCCCUCCGGUGCUCCCCUCCUGUAACAAACAAACAAACCCCACAAGCGGUUGCCUCCCAGCUGUGCAGCUGCUGUUGAAACUUGCCAAACUAACCACGACUCUUCCCCUCCCUCUUCCAAGCCCAGCCAUUAAGGUGACAUUCCUGGGAGGGGGGCUCCACUCCUGGGCUGCCUCCCCCCCCACCCACCCUGUGGGGACCGUCGGCUUCCUCCAUUCCAGCUGUGGGACCACUUUCGUGAGAGAGACUCCACUCCUGGCCAAGGCUUGCAGCGAGGGGGGUCUAUCUAAAGGCAGGGGUGUUCAGGGCCCCUCAUUCCAAAAUUAGCCCAUCAUUCCCAGUGUGUAAAUUUUUUUUUUAACGGUCUCUGUAUGUGUGUUUUGGAAAACAAAUGUGGAAUGGCAGCUGCGUUCCCAGCCCCUUCCCCCCCCCCAUCCCUAUGAUCCACUACCCCCCCCCUCCUUACUGCCAUAGUGGCUUUGUGCUUUGUCCGUAGUACUGUGUAUAAAUGAGAUAUUGUGGAGAAAGUUGCACCCAUCUCAAUGUCGGGGGGGUGGAAUUAACAGAAUAAUGGAAGCAGCACCAAUGACCUUCAAUAAAAAAAACCCACAAAAAGAAAUAA
This is a messenger RNA of Elgaria multicarinata webbii, 1427 nucleotides long. RefSeq names its product cofilin 1 (gene CFL1). The coding region runs from base 159 to 659 and encodes 166 amino acids. The transcript has 4 exons. Gene Ontology annotation, biological process: actin filament fragmentation; mitotic cytokinesis; actin filament severing. Gene Ontology annotation, molecular function: actin filament binding. Lineage: Eukaryota; Metazoa; Chordata; Lepidosauria; Squamata; Anguidae. Gene Ontology annotation, cellular component: actin cytoskeleton; cytoplasm; actin cortical patch. The record is from RefSeq and is a predicted model, not a curated record.